This is a messenger RNA of Funneliformis geosporum, 1203 nucleotides long. The record is from the annotation of a GenBank genome assembly. Lineage: Eukaryota; Fungi; Glomeromycota; Glomeromycetes; Glomerales; Glomeraceae.
AUGUUAAGCAACUCUGGAGGUGGGGGAGAGAGAGUUUUAUGGACGGUUAUAAGAAGUAUUCAAGAAAGAUAUCAAAAUAUAGUUUGUGUUGUAUACACAGGAGAUACGGAUGUAACAAAAGAUGCUAUUUUGGAAAAAGUUAAGAUACGAUUUAGCAUUAAACUUAAUUCCGACAAUUUAUUCUUUGUCUUUUUGAAAAAACGAAAAUGGGUAGAGGACAGUAGAUAUCCUAGGUUCACUUUAUUAGGACAAAGCCUUGGUUCAAUAGUUCUUGGUUUUGAGGCUUUAGUAAAACUAACGCCAAAUUUUUAUUUUGACACUAUGGGAUACGCAUUUACAUAUCCUCUGAAAAUAAUCUUUGGAUGCAAGGUUGGAGCAUAUGUGCAUUAUCCAACUAUAAGUUCAGAUAUGCUUAGUAAGGUUCAAGAAAUGAGACCUGGAUUUAAUAAUGACCAAGAAAUUGCCAGAAGUCGAAUAUUUACUGGUACCUUUUCUGAUUUAGUUAUGGUGAAUUCAACAUGGACAAAAGGACAUAUAGAUCAAUUAUGGAGAGUAAAUAGCAAAAUAGUUUAUCCUCCAUGUGAUACUGCUUCACUGACUAAAUUGCCCUUAGAAGGAAGGCAAAGGAUCAUAGUCAGUGUAGCUCAGUUCAGACCAGAAAAAGAUCAUUUUCUUCAACUUCAAUCUUUCCAUUGUUUAUUAUCAAAUCAUCCAAAUUUUCGGCAAGGGCCCGAAAAGGUUGAACUUGUAUUGAUAGGUAGUUCUCGUAAUCAAGGGGAUGAAUCUAGAAUAUUAAUAUUAAAAGAGCUAUGUAAAGAUCUUGAUUUAGAGGAUAAUGUAACUUUUGAAAUCAAUGCAAGCUUUGAAAAACUAGUUUAUUGGCUUUCAAUAGCUAAAGUUGGAUUACACACAAUGUGGAAUGAACAUUUCGGAAUUGGAUUAAUUCCCGUAGUUCAUAAUUCUGGAGGACCAAAAAUGGAUAUUGUUGUACCAUAUAAUGAUCAUAUAACAGGUUAUCUUGCAAGUACAGCAGAAGAAUUUGCAAUAAAACUUGCAAAUGUAUUUUCAUUAUCUGAAAUAGAAUUUAAAAAUAUACAAAUUAAUGCCAGAGAAAAUGUAAUUGGUAAAUUUUCUGAAAGUGUAUUUCAAGACUUAAUAUUGAAUUUGUUGGAUCCAAUGUUACAACAAAAUAAUAAUUAUUAG